Brassica rapa (field mustard) is the source of this 3193-nucleotide messenger RNA. Its product is annotated as protein ALP1-like. NCBI's taxonomy places the organism in Eukaryota, Viridiplantae, Streptophyta, Magnoliopsida, Brassicales, Brassicaceae. The record is from RefSeq and is a predicted model, not a curated record.
CGACCAAAAUCGUGCGACUAGAAAUUUUUUUUUUUUUUUUUUUUUUGAACACUCGAAAAAAUAAAAAAAAACUUAAAAAGACAAAACUACCCUAAAUAUAUUUACAGAAUCACAAUACAUUGCCAUUAACCCUAAUACAAACUCACGCCAAAAAAAAAAAACCAGAAACUUCUCUCUCUCUCCCCGAUCUAUUUCCUGCGGCCAUACUUCUCUUCUCUGCUCAAGCUCUCUUUCUCUCCGAUCUAUUUCCGACAGCCACAGAGAACCUUCUCUGCUCAAGGUUGGACAUAAAUCACAACAAGACAAGAUAAGAAGAAUGGCUGAUGAUGUAAGUGUUUUAGGCAGUUCUAGUUUCUUAGAUCUUUUGUGAUAGUUUUUUCUGCUAGUUUAGCUUGUUUUGUCUAUUGAUGAGACUUGUUAUUUAGAAAUGGACCGAUGAAGAAGUUAGGUAUUUCUUUGCUCUUUAUGCUGAUGAGAAAAAGAAAGGGAACAGACCAAGGAGUGGCAUGAAUCUAGCUGGAAGAGAGUUCAUCGUAAAUAAGUUUGAAGAGAAAUUUGGUAAGAGAUGGAUAUGGGACAGGUUUAAGAACAAGGUUGAUAUUAGUAGAAAAGCAUAUGUCAAGUUCAAGAAGCUUACCCACAAUAGAACCGGGCUUGUCUAUGAUGCUUUGGGAAGGUUGGAGAUGUCGGAUGCUUGGUGGGAUCAACGCAUUGCGAUGGUUGUUUUCCUGGACAGGGAGUUAUUAUAGCCGUGGCUUUCUAGGGAGUGAUGUGUGCUCAUCGCGUAGCUGCUCACAUUGGUGAGAGAAGCCGUCCUUUUAAGAUAUGGAGUAACUUGUUGAAUGGUAUGGGCAGAAGUAUCAAUCACGUUUUCAUCCUUUUAAUAUGUAUGGCUUCAGAGAAAAUCACAUGCACUUGAUGCUGUCCUUCGUUCACUUGGUUGGCUAAGAACGAACAGUAGCAUAUGGCCGUGUUCGUUUGCUGGUCGCUAGCGUCAGCGACCAAGUUCAACGACCAAACGCUGUUCGUUUACCGGUCGUGAGUUCAGCGACUGAUCUCAGCGACCAAACGCUAGCGAUCAGCGAUUUAAAAUUUUGGACGCUGGAAAUUUCAGCGGUGCGACCAAAAUCGUGCGACUAGAAAUUUUUUUUUUUUUUUUUUUUUUUGAACACUCGAAAAAAUAAAAAAAAACUUAAAAAGACAAAACUACCCUAAAUAUAUUUACAGAAUCACAAUACAUUGCCAUUAACCCUAAUACAAACUCACGCCAAAAAAAAAAAACCAGAAACUUCUCUCUCUCUCCCCGAUCUAUUUCCUGCGGCCAUACUUCUCUUCUCUGCUCAAGCUCUCUUUCUCUCCGAUCUAUUUCCGGCAGCCACAGAGAACCUUCUCUGCUCAAGGUUGGACAUAAAUCACAACAAGACAAGAUAAGAAGAAUGGCUGAUGAUGUAAGUGUUUUAGGCAGUUCUAGUUUCUUAGAUCUUUUGUGAUAGUUUUUUCUGCUAGUUUAGCUUGUUUGUCUAUUGAUGAGACUUGUUAUUUAGAAAUGGACCGAUGAAGAAGUUAGGUAUUUCUUUGCUCUUUAUGCUGAUGAGAAAAAGAAAGGGAACAGACCAAGGAGUGGCAUGAAUCUAGCUGGAAGAGAGUUCAUCGUAAAUAAGUUUGAAGAGAAAUUUGGUAAGAGAUGGAUAUGGGACAGGUUUAAGAACAAGGUUGAUAUUAGUAGAAAAGCAUAUGUCAAGUUCAAGAAGCUUACCCACAAUAGAACCGGGCUUGUCUAUGAUGCUUUGGGAAGGUUGGAGAUGUCGGAUGCUUGGUGGGAUCAACGCAUUGCGGAAUGGCAAGAUGGUUAGGUGGUACUUGGAUGAUGAUGAUGAGGAUGAUGAUUAUGAGGAAGAGCAUGAAGUUGAUGUGCUUAAGCCAGAGAGAUUGCUUCAUAGAACAGAUCGAGGUGCUGGAUGGAAUCAUGUUCAGCAGCUUAUGCACGGGUCAGAUCAACAGUGCUAUGAUAUUCUUCGCAUGAAUCAGAGGACAUUUCAAGAUCUGUGUAAGAUGUUAGCAACGAGAUAUGGGUUACAAGAGACGUUGAAUGUCUAUAUUGAAGAAGCGGUUGCAAUGUUCCUUGAAGUGGUGGGUCAAGAUAAGACAGUACGGGUUAUUGCACAAAGAUAUCAACGUUCGUUGGAUACAGUCAAAAGGAAACUUGGUGAGGUUUUGAGUUCUCUCUUGAAAUUUGCUGCAGAUACACUAAAACCAGAAGAUGGUGAGUUCACAAGAGUAUGUCCUGCUUUGAGAAAUGAUGAUCGAUACUGGCCAUUUUUUAAAGACUGUAUUGGAGCAUUGGAUGGAACUCAUAUCUCAGUCCGCCCUCCUAAACGAAAUGCAGAAGCAUACAGGGGCAGAAAACAGGAGCCAACCAUGAAUGUCCUUGCUAUAUGUAACUUUGAUAUGAAGUUCAUAUAUGCUUAUGUGGGUGUGCCGGGUAGAGCCCAUGACACAAAGGUAUUAACUUAUUGUGCGAGGAAUGAGCCUUUUUUUCCACAUCCGCCAAAUGGAAAGUAUUAUUUGGUUGAUGCUGGAUAUCCCACAAGAACAGGGUAUCUUGGUCCAUAUCGUAGAGUUCGGUAUCAUCUCGAUCAGUUCAACAGAGGAGGACCGCCAACGAACACUCGAGAGAUGUUCAACCGGAGACAUUCAAGCUUGCGAUCAGUGAUUAAGCGGACAUUUGGAGUGUGGAAAGCAAAAUGGAGAAUUCUUGACUGUAGGCAUCCAAAAUAUGGUUUGAUCAAAUGGAUAAAGCUAGUGACGGCAACGAUGGCUCUACACAACUUCAUACGUGAUUCACAUCGAGAAGAUAAUGAUUUUGUGCAUUGGCAGAGAAGAGAAGAAUAUCAUACUCAUGGUGAUAAUGAUGAAGAAGAAAGAGAUGAAGAGGAAGAUGAAGAAGAAGAAGAAGAUGGUGAUGGUCAUGGUGGACAUAUUCCAUAUGAGCCGACUGGUGAUAGAGCCAUGGAAGGUUUACGUGAUCAUAUUGGUAAUGAGUUGAGUAGAGGAUAUCGAUUACCUUAUUAGUUUAUUUGAUUUGAAUUUGUACUGAUUAUUAUUAUAAGUUACUCGUAUGAUCACUCAUAAACAAAAGUGAACUUGUACAAGGAAAAAUAUAAGAAAUUGAAACGAUUAAACAUAUUGCAUC